AUGGGGAACAUUAAUAUGGAGAACAUUUGCAGAUUAUGCCUCGAUAUCUCUGACGACCAACGUUCUAUUUUCGAAGCAAUCGGCGAGUGUGAUCUCCGUGCCAUCAUCCGAGAGACAGUGCAACUGGAUAUCCACGAAGAAGAUGAUUUACCUAAAACGAUUUGCACAACGUGCGCUAACAAGCUCAUAAGCAUUCAGGAACAUGUGACACUCUUUCGUGCUUCCGACCGUAAACUGCGGUCAUCAUUAGUCUCCAGUAGUACUGCAGCUAAUAGCAUCGCUAAGGACGAGCUUGCUAUACCCGCAAAGGAAUUAGUGAUAUGUGUAAGCAACGAUUCAGACACUGCUAGGAAUUCCACCGAUCCUUUCGAUAAUAUUUUGGCUGGAGACCGAACAGAUGCCGAACUACAUUCGCUCGAUAAACGGCGUUCAUUUCCACACGCCAUUGACUCAGUACUGAUGCGGAGGCAGGUUGCCGGACAUGGUGUAACGAACUCGCCAUCAAAAAGAUCCAACAAGGAUGAAAAACAAUCGGAUAAUGAGUACGAUAAUUACGAUGAAUUAUCCUACGAAGAGAGCGUUUCCUGCGAGAAGGAUAUCACUUGCAACGACAUGCCGGAGGAUAAUGGUUUGGAAAUUAUCGAUGCCGAGAUUUCGCCCAUCGCACAAGUGUUGGAAACUGGACAUCAUCCCAAAACAAGGAAACGCAGAAAAACGACAAAUUCCUGUCGCGACGGGUCUACAAAACCAGAAGGCAGUCCGAGUCCGGCGCUGCGUGAUUAUAAAUGUUACAUCUGCAACAGUAAAUCCCUUGGUUCCCAGAAGGCUUUACUGGACCAUUUUGCUACACACGUGGACCGAGUUCCGUACACCUGCGAGCGAUGUGUCAUGAAGACGGUCAUCCUAACGCGUGUUCGAACGUUAAACACGCACCUGAAAAUGCACGAACAACCGAUCAAGUGCGAUUACUGUGAUCGACGAUAUAGUAAUGCGUCUGGAAAGUAUUAUCAUACGCAGUUCUACCAUCUCGGCGGUGGUGCGCCGUGUAUCACACAUUGCAAGGUGUGCGGAAAACAGUGCGGUUCCCAGGAUGCCUUAAAGAAGCAUCAGAAGUACCACACGACGGCUCUGAAGUGUCGGCACUGUGAAAAAGUGUUCAACCACCCAAACAAACUGCGUAACCACGAGCUCAGUCACGAUGAAAAUAGUGGCUUCGAAUGUAUGGUGUGUAAGAAGGUGCUACAAACGAUCGAAUCGUACGAUGUACACCUGAAGAAGCACACGCAGGAACGCAGUUACCAGUGCUCACUGUGUCCGAAAAAAUUCAACACUUCGUGUAAUCUAUUCUUGCACAUGAAAGUGCAUGCCAAGAACGACAACUACCGUCCGACGCGCUCCUGGCAGGAACACUACACGAUAGUCAGCCGUGAACCGAUGCACUAUAAGUGCAAGCACUGCGACCGGUAUGGUACGGAUAAAGUGAACAACAUGAUCUCUCAUUUGCAGGCGCAUUUCAAGGAGUAUGAAUGCGACCGUUGCAAGCGACUGUUUGCCACAGCCAAGCAACUUCGCGCCCACUACACCACGCAUACCGGAGAGAAACCGGAAAUGUGUCAACACUGUGGCAAGUGUUUUGCGAACAAAAACGGUUUGCGCACUCAUCUGCGAACUCACACCCGGGAAGCAGUAGCAGAAAGCAAAGAGGAAAGAUGCGUACAAAAACUUCCGAUUAGUUCGUCCACCACCGGAUAUCAGUCUUAA
This is a messenger RNA of Anopheles cruzii, 1761 nucleotides long. RefSeq names its product zinc finger protein 60-like. Gene Ontology annotation, molecular function: zinc ion binding. NCBI's taxonomy places the organism in Eukaryota, Metazoa, Arthropoda, Insecta, Diptera, Culicidae. The coding region runs from base 1 to 1761 and encodes 586 amino acids. Gene Ontology annotation, cellular component: nucleus. The transcript is spliced from 5 exons. The record is from RefSeq and is a predicted model, not a curated record.